UCAUAGACCCAAGUGGAAAGAAAAGAAUUUCACACGCUUGUAAUUUCUCAGUCAUCUACUUUUGGAAAGAAGAGACAUGGGAGCCAACGUCUCUGCAUGGCAAGAAGCUAAUAUUGAUUCAUCUAUGGCACUCAAGAAGUCUCCGGUCGUUGCAUUCCAUUCCUCAGCAAAAUGGAAGAUCCAUUUUGAAGCUUCCAAAGAAACUAACAAGCUGAUUGUCAUAGACUUCACAGCUUCCUGGUGCGGCCCUUGUCAAUACAUCGAACCAUCCAUUAACGAGUUAGCUGCUAAAUACACCGAUGUGGAGUUUGUCAAGAUUGAUGUGGACGAGCUGGAUGACGUGGCUGAGGAAUAUGGAGUUCAAGCAAUGCCGACUUUCAUACUACUAAAGAAAGGAAAAGCGAUAGACAAGAUUGUUGGAGCCAAAAAGGAGGAACUCCAGAAGAAGAUUGAAAAGCACAGAUUCUAACGCCAAUCAAAUCAUCUCAAGUUUGAAAAAACACUGAGUCUGCAGCCAAUCGGAUCUUCUCAAGAGUAAUAAAUAAAUUAUGCUCAAUCUGUAGUUUCAUGUCACUGCGAUUUUAGCUCAAAUCAUCUUAAGAUUGAAAAAACACAUAGUCUAAAGCCAACCGAAUCUUCUCAAGAGUAGUAAUAAAUUGUGUUCAAUCUGUAAUCUCAUUUCAAUGCGCUUUCAGCUCAUACUAAGUUGUGUUGAAUCUGUAAUUUCAUCUCAGUGUGCCCUUCAUUUUAAAACUUUACGGAUGAGAAUAAAAGGCUACCACAGUAUCAUGUGAUUUCAUUUCA
Messenger RNA from Coffea eugenioides, 804 nucleotides. Its product is annotated as thioredoxin H2-like. The coding region runs from base 77 to 469 and encodes 130 amino acids. The transcript is spliced from 3 exons. NCBI's taxonomy places the organism in Eukaryota, Viridiplantae, Streptophyta, Magnoliopsida, Gentianales, Rubiaceae. Gene Ontology annotation, molecular function: protein-disulfide reductase activity. The record is from RefSeq and is a predicted model, not a curated record.